ACUUUCUUGGCCUAGAAGUUGGUGGGAAGUUCAAAAGGCUCUCUUGAGGCGUUGGUGGCUUUCGUGCUGAGCUUUGAUACGCCAUUUUUUGUGUCAAGGGGGUCCAGCUGAGCUUCGAAACAGGCGACUAGGCGGAGCGAUUGGUUGAAUUAUUCUUUUGAUAUUGAAAGGUUCUAAGUUUAGAUUUCGAAAAGGAACGACAAUCGGGUUUGUGCUUCAUGUUAUCAAUAAUUCCCGUUUUGUUCCACCUGUGCCCCUCAGCUGGUGGUUCCGGGGUCAAAAAUACAAAAUGAUGGUUGCACCCCCAACGGAUUGCUCAGCAAGAGGGGAUACCAUCAUAUACCGCACCAGACUUUGGUACGAAAGAUUUGAGGACUUCGCCGAGUCUCAAAAUCGCAACCGAUAGAAUGGCUCUCCCGCCAGCGGGAGCACCUAUGGACAUGUCUCUACCAGAAGGCUACAAAGCUCAUUGGAACACACAAUACAAUGCAUGGUAAAUUUAGUCCAAAGGGAGCAAUAACGGUGAUGCUUAUAGAACUUCUAGGUUUUACGAAAAUGUAUUUACGGGAGCUUCUGUCUGGGAAAAGCCCACUCAACCCGCGCCCCAAGCUCGCCCACAACCUAAGGGACCACCUCCCGGAUAUCAAGCAGUACAGAUUGAGAACAAAGGAAACGACCAGGCUUCUUUACAUACAGCGAUGGCAUCGAUAUCCCUAGGCUCAACUCAAAAUACAACACAACAGCAGCAGCCAGCAUAUGUACCAGUUGCCCAGCAACCUCAGAUAUACAAUCCUUAUCCAUCGCCAGGAGACAACCCGCAGCCUUUUCAGCAGCAGCACCAAAGCCAGCAAGUACUGGCAUAUAACCCAUACCCAUCACCAGGAGUAUCUCAAUCAGGCCAGCCACAGGCGUAUAAUCCAUACCCUUCUCCAGGAGCUACUUCAACACCAGUGCAAUAUCAGCCUAGUCAACAAUCCCCACAACACUCAGCCCAGCAAGCUUACAAUCCCUAUCCAUCUCCAGGAGCUGCUGUUCCCUCACCAGUCUCACAGCAAUCAUACUUAUACCCACAACAACCAAACACCCAAGCAGCACCCUCCCUAAAUCCAGCUUCCCAGCAGUCACCAUAUGUAACCCAGCAACCUUAUAAUCCGACCCAAUCCAUAGCUCCCAAUUCUCAGGCCUAUAUUCAACCGCAAUCACCAUCUUCUGGUGCCAAUGCUCCAGGCCCAACGUCCACCUCUCAGCCUGAGAUAUCUUCCAUAGAUCCGACAGACGGGACCAAAGGCUUCUUCUCGCCAAUUCAACAACAGAGUACUCAGCCUGGAUAUAUAAACCACCAAACCCAUCAGUCACCCUUAACAACCGGGGGAUAUCCAACACCGGCUUUCACGCCUUACAGCCAACAGCAGCCUCAAUACGGUCAACCUCCACAAGCUCCACAACAACAAUAUGCACAAAAUACAGUGUAUAAUCCACAAAACCAGCAAACUUCGCAAACCCAAUAUCCUCAGCAGCAAGUCUACAGUCAACCAGUAUUCAGCCAACAGCCGCCUCAACAGCAAAUAUACGGACAACCUUUGCCUGCAGCACAAGGGGCACCUGCCCAAAAUAACGCUCCCGCAGCAGCAAAAGCAGGUUUGAUGAGAAUGCUUGGAGGGGGAGUACUAGGAGGACUGGCCGCCAAAGCAGCUGGCGGAAAGACACCCUCUCACCCGCAAGUCUCUACACCAGCUGUUCACGGAACACCUCAACCCGGAUACGGACAGCAACCAGCAUACAAUGCCACCGCUCAGCCAGGCUACGGGGCACCAGCACCAGCAGCAGCACCCGCUGCAAAUCCAGAAAAGAAGUCUAAUGCUGGGGCUUUGGCUUUACUUGGUGGCGGGGCGGGACUUCUUGCUGGUGGUGCUUUGGUUACUGGGUUGAUGAGUGGGCAUAAGAAGAAGAAGAAGAAGAAGAAGAAGCACGGUGAUCAUGGGGGCGGACAUGGAGAGGAAGGAGAGUAUUAUGAGGAAGAAGAGUAUGAGACCGGUGAGGUUGAGGAAGUUGAGGCGGAUGGAGGGGGAUGGGGGUUCGACCUUUUUGAGUAGUCUGUCCAACAGUGG
Molecule: messenger RNA, 2108 nt
Organism: Hymenoscyphus albidus
Lineage: Eukaryota; Fungi; Ascomycota; Leotiomycetes; Helotiales; Helotiaceae
Source: the annotation of a GenBank genome assembly